CCGGUCGUGGUGGAUUCAGCCCCGUCGAGUCGGAAAUCGGAAUCAGGCAUCCAAGAACCAGCAAGCGAAAUCACAACGAUGCCAUUCUCCACGAGACAAAAGACACAACAUAUUAUUUGAUAACUUCUGACGAUUCCGUGCUUCAGCUGCAGCCACCGCUUGCUGUCAACCACCUCUUCCCGUGCGCGCCCUUACCCACAGUGCAGUGCGGGGACCAUGAUGCUCAGCGGCUCGGUAGACGUGCCCAGUCCGGGCGGGAUGAGCGCGGCGGCGGCGCGGAACGUGGUGCGCAGCUCCAGCAUCAGCGGGGCCAUGUACAGCCUGGAGAAGAGCCCCAGCAGUGGCGUGGGAGGACCAGGAGGGGGCGUCGGGGGGGUGGGGGACGCCGGGGUCCUCGCCGGCAACAAGAAGCGGCGCUCCAGCCUCGGCGCCAAGAUGGUGGCCAUCGUGGGCCUCUCGCAGUGGAGCAAGAGCACCCUGCAGCUCAACCAGCAAGAUGGUGGGACGAAGAAACUGCGCAGCACGAUCAGACGGAGCACGGAGACUGGCAUCGCCGUGGAGAUGCGUAACCGUGUCACCCGACAGGGCAGCAAGGAGUCCACCGAUGGCAGCACCAACAGCAACAGCUCCGAUGGAACGUUCAUCUUUCCCCCCACUCGCCUGGGCCCAGAGUCUCAGUUCAGCGACUUCCUGGACGGCCUUGGCCCCGCCCAGAUUGUGGGACGGCAAACGCUAGCCACGCCCCCCAUGGGUGAUGUCCAUGUAGGUGUGGUGGACAGAGAAGGUCAACUGGAGGUCGAGAUCAAUCAGGCUCGCGGCUUGACCCCGAAACCCGGCUCAAAGAACAUUCCCGCGACGUACGUGAAGGUGUAUGUGCUGGAGAACGGGGCGUGCCUGGCGAAGAAGAAGACGAGAGUGAUCAAGAAGUCGCUGGACCCGUCCUUCCAGCAGUCCCUGCUCUUCGACGAGAGUCCGCAGGGGAAGGUCUUACAGGUGAUCGUGUGGGGGGAUUACGGCCGCAUGGACACCAAGUGCUUCAUGGGGAUGGCGCAGAUCAUGCUGGAGGAGCUGGACCUGUCGUCCAUGGUGAGCGGCUGGUUCAAGCUGUUCCCCACCUCGUCCCUGGCCGACCCCAGCAUCGGCCCGCUGACCCGCCGCCUCUCCCAGUCCUCCCUGGAGAGCGCCACCAGCCCCUCCUGCACCUAGAGCGAGCGCAGCACCUGAGAGAGCCACCUGUCUGCCCUGACCCCCCCCACCACCAACACACA
This is a messenger RNA of Sardina pilchardus (European sardine), 1268 nucleotides long. RefSeq names its product regulating synaptic membrane exocytosis 3 (gene rims3). NCBI's taxonomy places the organism in Eukaryota, Metazoa, Chordata, Actinopteri, Clupeiformes, Clupeidae. Gene Ontology annotation, biological process: positive regulation of synaptic transmission; regulation of synaptic vesicle exocytosis; calcium ion-regulated exocytosis of neurotransmitter. Gene Ontology annotation, molecular function: small GTPase binding; transmembrane transporter binding. The transcript is spliced from 7 exons. Gene Ontology annotation, cellular component: cytoskeleton of presynaptic active zone; presynaptic membrane. The coding region runs from base 217 to 1206 and encodes 329 amino acids. The record is from RefSeq and is a predicted model, not a curated record.